CCAAUGGAGAUUAUCACGGCCACGAAAGAGGAUAUUAGGAAGAUACCGACAAGUCUGAGUUCGAUCCGGGUUUUAUAUCUAGAACCCAAUGUUGGCAUCACCGGACUUGAUGUAAAUACGCAGCUUAAUAGCGUUUACUGGAGCAAUGAAUUGUUGGGGACAAUUAGCAAGCUCACGAUAAAUACCCGCGACAGACAAGUAGCGAUGAAUGUUGGAAAGCCAGAAGUUCUUGCAGUUGAUUGGGUCACUGAUAACGUGUACUUCUAUGACAGUAUGCACCCACACUCUCUUAAGAUAUGCCACCUAGAGGAACAAAAAUGCGCAAAAGUAGUUGCGGUCGAGGGUUCUGCUAAAGUAAUGUCUAUCACUCUGGAUCCAAAACACGGGUGGCUUUUUUGGAGUCAAACAAAUUGGCGAGCGCUAAACGAUCCGUCGAGCGAGAUUUAUAGGAGCGAUAUGGCAGGAUCUAAUUUAAAACCGAUUGUUGAUAAGAACAUUGGUGUCAUCAGUGGAAUGACUGUAGACCAUCAACGAUCGCGAUUGUAUUGGGCGGAUGCUCAUCUCAAUGUCAUCGAAAGAGCAGACCUCGAUGGGGCGAAUCGUGAAAUUUUUCUCAAGUCCCAAGUCCAUCAUCCGAUCGGUAUUAAUCUAUAUGAAGAUUCGCUUUAUUGGCUCGUCAGUAAUUCCGGAAGAUUAAAAACAUGUUCGCUGCAUGGAAUGAAAAUUUGCCAAACCGUUCAAAUAGGAUCAACGAAUAUUGAUCAAUUCUUUACCCUUCUGCAGACAUCGAGACAACCGUCCAUUGCGAACAAAUGCCAUCAGCACAAAUGCGACAACAUUUGCGUACCGAGGGAUGACAAUUCGGUCUGCAUUUGCCAAAAUGGACACAUACUAAAGGAGAAUGCUACGUGUACAGAGAGUCUGAUUACGGCAAUCAACUUCGUUUCCACGAAGCAGGAAUUGAAGUCGCAGAACAUUCGACAAGUGAGCGGCAUGUUCACCGGAAUCAUCGUCACGGCUACUAUGGGGAUCAUUAUGCUAACUAUCUACUAUUACUACGUUAAGAAGAAGUUCAGUAUGCUAGGCAAGCGCAAUGUCAGGUAA
Molecule: messenger RNA, 1104 nt
Organism: Orussus abietinus
Lineage: Eukaryota; Metazoa; Arthropoda; Insecta; Hymenoptera; Orussidae
Product: vitellogenin receptor-like
Exons: 6
Coding region: 4-1104 (366 amino acids)
Source: RefSeq, a predicted model, not a curated record